AACGUUUCAAUGAUGUAGGCGAAUCUGCGCUUACGCCUCCAGACCGGGGACAACACGAUCGUCAUCGAUACAAUCGUCCUACAAUGGGUGAAAUUGCCGCUAUAUAUGCAAGCUCUGAAAACGAGCCCGGUAGUGGUCGCGAGAUCAUAGUGGAAACCCGUGGUACUAAGGAACUUCAGUGUCACUAUCAGCGAGAAAAACCCCCACUUCUUACCUUCAUUUCACACUGAUUUACCACCACGGGGAACAUGGACGGUAUCCCGACAUCCAUCUCGCUGAAGGACAACGGUACAAAAUUAGUUUCCACGGAGCAGUUUUACGCUUUCGGUCUUUUUGACCGGGCAAGACAGUUUCAACACUGCUCUUCAUUGUGGACCUCUCUUCCGAGAGCUGGUAGUAGACGCUUGGGCUCAAGUUGAUCUAGCCGCCUCCGGUUCCAUGAAAAGAACCAGGACAACUACCGCAGAGAAGUUUGGCAAGGCGUAGCCGACAGUGCUGAACAAGGGCUGCGCGUUUAUGAAAACGGGACUCGAAUUAUUCUACCGUCUUCCUUCCUAAAUGGUCCCCGCUCCUUCUUCGCACUUUAUCAGGAUGUCAUGGCGGUAGUCAGGCUUUGCGGAAAGCCUGACAUUUUCCUCACUUUCACUUGCAACGGUUAUUGGGAGGAGAUCGUUCUAGAGCUGAAGGAAGGUCAGAAGGCUGAAGACAGGCCAGAUCUCACCGCUAGGGUAUUCCGUCUUAAGCUUGAUGCCCUUCUCAAAGACAUUCUCUAAAAGGACGUCUUCGGUAAAGUUAUCGCCUAUAUGUACACUGUCGAAUACCAGAAACGUGGUCUCCCUCAUGCUCAUAUUCUUCUGAUCCUCCUGGAACAAAACAAACCACGUACAACGAGAAGUAUCGACAGCAUCGUUUGCGCAGAGAUUCCGGACCUUGAGGAGCAUCCCUCACUCCACAAUUGUGUCACCUCUUUCAUGCUUCAUUCGCCAUGCGGCUCUCAACGCCCAAAUGCGUCUUGCAUGGUAAAAGACAACAAUACGGGCAAAUCUCAUUGCUCAAAAAGUUAUCCUAAAGCCUUCAGCUCCAAUACACUUCUUGAUGACGACUCUUACCCUACUUAUCGUCGUAGAGAAGGUGGCUUCACUUGGACAAAGAAGGUAGACGGCAUUGACUACACGUUCACGAACAGAGAUGUCGUCCCCUACAACCCGUACUUGCUUGAACGCUAUAAAUGCCAUGUCAAUGUCAAAGUAUGCACAUCCAUCACGGCGGUCAAGUAUCUCUACAAGUACAUCUACAAGGGAAGUGAUCGAGCUUUGACAGGCAUUUGCGAAAACGACGGUAGUGACACUGUCCAAAAUCAAUCAUCCCAAGGCCGAGCGAGGACAGAGCAGACGCAGAACGAGAUACGGAACUACGAGGAUUCAAGGUACAUCUGUGCAACUGAAGCCUGUUUCAGACUUUUUCAAUUCAAAACCCAUGAUCACUCCCCCUCUGUUGAGCGUUUGCAGGUCCAUUUGCCGAAUCGCCAAAGCAUAGUUUUCAAUGCAAACGCGAACCUUCGGCACAUGUUACAAGACGACAGAUACAGCCGCCCUCAGCUCACAGAGUUCUUCAAAGUCUGUGAACGAUUCCCAGACAGGCUUCGACGCACAACGUAUCUCGAGCUUCCUCGACUGAUGUGGUAAUAAGACCAGGAAACCCGUCAAUGGCUCUUCCGCACCAGAAAUUUCAACACCAUAGGCAGGGUCGUCUCUGUACCGCCCAAUGCCGGUGAAACUUGUAGUUUCUCUAUUUUCUUCAUGCAUGCAUAGACACCUCACAACGGCUGCCGAUGUCCAGUUUGUGCGUGAGCCAGACAGCACAACAAUCACGCGCACUCCGCAGAAGAGGAAACAUGGCACUCAUCUUCUGUCGGACCCAGAUUUCAACAUCGCUGAGGGAUAACAAGAAGUCAAGGACCAAAUGAGCCAC
Cryptococcus deneoformans JEC21 is the source of this 1971-nucleotide messenger RNA. RefSeq lists its product as hypothetical. The coding region runs from base 804 to 1685 and encodes 293 amino acids. NCBI's taxonomy places the organism in Eukaryota, Fungi, Basidiomycota, Tremellomycetes, Tremellales, Cryptococcaceae. The record is from RefSeq and is a predicted model, not a curated record. The transcript has 4 exons.